Molecule: messenger RNA, 5149 nt
Organism: Amphiprion ocellaris (clown anemonefish)
Lineage: Eukaryota; Metazoa; Chordata; Actinopteri; Pomacentridae
Gene: znf385a
Product: zinc finger protein 385A
Exons: 9
Coding region: 456-1784 (442 amino acids)
Cellular component (GO): nucleus
Molecular function (GO): zinc ion binding; nucleic acid binding
Source: RefSeq, a predicted model, not a curated record
UCCACAUGUCCUUUGCGUUGCAGUUGUGCUGUUUGCUGCUCUUGGACUCAGAUUAAUGAGAAUAUCAUCAUUUUUCUUUCACCUGAGAAGCAGCAGCUAGUUUCCUGUUGGGAAGGAUUUAACACAGGAAAUAGUUACUUCCCCAUUAGCCAGUGUUGGAGAUUGGACUCAGUGAAAAGAUCAGCAGGAGAAGAGGUGUAGUCAAUGUGGAGCACAGUUUUUCACCUGGAGAGGGCAGGCGCAAGGGAUGGCAUGUGCAGCAGCAGCAGCAGCAGCAGCAGCAGCAGCAGUCUCGUCUCCCAUCUAGCGCUGCCUCUCUGAGUUGCCUCUUUCUGGAGAGUGGAGAGGAACUCUGAAAAGAGAUUUUGGAGCCAUUGUCCCUUGUCGAAAGCAGGAGAGACGGGGGCAGUGAGGGAACACUUGUCAACCCAGGGACACCCAAGGCAACACACAGCAUGAUUUUGGGAGGCAUCAACCGGGCUGGGGCAGCAGUGCCGACGUUCCUGCGGACCCCUACGGUGAUCCAGCCCCACCUGGACAUGAAGCCCUUCCUGCAGUUCCCCAUGGAAACCCCACCUCCUCCGCACAGCAUGAGCCUCUUCCACAACUUCAACACGAUGGAUCCAGUGCAGAAGGCCGUGAUCAACCACACCUUCGGAGUUCCUCUGGUCAAGACCAAGCGGCCCGUCAUCUCCUGUAACGUCUGCCAGAUCCGCUUCAACUCAGAGAGCCAGGCAGAAGCCCAUUACAAAGGGAACCGCCAUGCCAGGAGAGUCAAAGGCAUCGAGACCUCUAAGAGUCGCCCUCAGGAGGGGGACAAGCCUCAUGCUCUGCCCCCCACCUCCUCACCAUCUCCGCCUGGAGCCCCUGGCACGGCCCCAGACAGUGAGCCCAGCAAAGCGGAUGAAACACGGCCUCUGCCACAGUUAAACGGGCCCCUGCUGGCCCCGGGGCCCCUUCCCCCUCUUCCGACCCCACCCACCCCACCCAUGGACUCCCCCAUGCCGUCGCUGUGCCCACUCCUUCCCACUCCCACCCCUCCCCUCAUCCCCCCGACCUCCUCCUCCCCGGGCUGCGGCAGCACCAGCUCGGAGCAGCCCGGGUCCGGACCUCCGAUUUCAGGAGCCGCUGGCACCUCGGCGUCCAGCAGCCCGUCCAACCCGGAGACGGAGGAGGAUAAAGCCAAGAAACUGCUGUACUGCUCACUGUGCAAGGUGGCUGUCAAUUCCUUGUCACAGCUGGAAGCUCACAACAAAGGUACAAAACACAAAACUAUCCUGGAGGCACGGAGUGGGCUGGGACCCAUCAAGGCAUAUCCUCGCCUGGGCCCGAAGCCCAGCGGAGAGCAGGGAGGGGGGCCAGUGGACCCCAACACUCAGGAACGAACCUUCCACUGUGAGAUCUGCAAUGUGCGGGUCAACUCUGAACUGCAACUCAAACAGCACAUAUCAAGUCGAAGGCACCGGGAUGGCAUGGCAGGCAAGCCUAACCCCCUCCUCAGCCGACACAAGAAGCACAGGGGAGCUGAUCUGACGUCUUCUUUGACCUUUUCCAAGGAUCUUACCAAAGCUUUGGGUGCCGGCCUCCUGCCCAACCCCUUGGCUGUUGCCGCAGCAAUGGCCGCUGCAGCGUCCUCCAACCAGCUGGCUCUCCGUGCAGCUGCUCCUGCGCCUCACCCACACCAUCACCUCUUGCAAGGCCCGCCUCUCAGCCACGCCAUCCUUAGACCCGCCCCGGGGCCCAUCCGCACCACCCACGGGCCCAUCCUCUUCUCUCCCUACUGACACAUCACCCUCUGACUUCAGCCAGUCAGAAGCAUCCACUCCAAAAAGCACACUGUGAAGCUACAAACACGAUCAACAAACAGCAAUUGACAAAGGGGGGGAAAAAAUCCAAUCAUUUAAAUAUCUGAGAGAAUAGCAAGGGAAAGGGAUAGCAGAAAGGAGUAUAUGUCUCUCUUUUUCCCUUUACCUAAAACUCUCCAUUCACUCUCCCUCCAUUUCAAAAGACUUCUGCAGAUGGAACGAGCAGAGGAGAUGUUUUCAUUAUGCAUUGAACUCCCUUGUACAUUUCUCACCUCCCCUGGUCCCUUGCACUGUGGCCCAUGGUCAUGGCCGCCUCCAUAGCUACAGAAGAAACACAUACAGAUCUUUCUAGAAACAUUAAACCACAUGUAGUGUUCCAUUAUUAUCGUGGGCCAGGUUGUUUUUUCUCCCCUCAUCGUGGCUCAACAUGCUCUUCUCAUCCUAUGCACCUCAAAAACCAAGACAAUAAUGUAAUGUCAGUAGGGUAGCUGCUUCCAUCGGUCUUUGCUCUGUGCGCCACAUGUAGCUGUGGCGGCCUCCACAGUACUGUACAUGGCCUGCGCUGCGCCGGAGGCCAACAGCUCUUCAAUUUGUGACACUAGGUCCUCGCUAGAUACAACAUGACUUCGGCUGACAGGCAGGUGGUAGCCGCAUCUGAACACGUCUGAUGGUUGUUGAGGGUGGGAGGAGGGUGAGGAGAACAGAAAAGUGACUGUGGGGGAUUGCUCUCCCCUGUCAUUUCCUGAGAGUCUGAGGUGAGAGGAGGGCUGGCACGGGUCAGCGGAUGGAUUGACCACAGGCAGCAUGCAGACACACACACACACACACACACACACACACACACACACACACACACACACACACACACACACACACACACACACACACACACACACACACACACACACACACACACACACACACACACACACACACACACACACACACACACACACACACACACAAGCCCAAGCAAAUCUGUGUUUUAAAAUAGACUGUACCAACAAAAAUUGCUCCGGGGCACAUCUGCCAACCUGCAUAACAGUCAGACAUUGGCCUCACCAAAGGGGAGAGGGGAUGGGAGAAGCAGCAGAAGUCACACAUUGGAACAUACUGUACUGCUGUUUAAUACAAGCCCACAAUCUGUAGCAUAGAUUGCUGUUUAUGGAAAAGAUCCUGUGCCUUUACAUGCAGGUAUAUAGAAAUACUGUACUGUAGAGAGCAUAGGUGAUAUUCGAUCAGACUUCUGUUUAGAUUAAGAUGCCGAAAAGGUUACUGGCAUGCUCACAUCUCCCUGGUCUUCAUUCACUGGCUGAUUCACUGUGUAGGUGGGUGGUUACGACCUUGGUGUGACCCUGUGUACUGAUGUAUUAAUGUUACUUCUGCAUGCAACCUCACAAUAAGGUCUUGCAGGGACAGGCUUUUGCAUCACUGAGUUGACCUCCUCCAUUCCUGCUCGGUCCUCCUCCUCCUCCUCACCUCCCUGAGAUCCAAAGGUUCAUAUGGGUGUACCGCGGAAGGCACAUCGAUACUGGCGACCAUAAUGCUGAAAGGGAACAAAUUAAAUAGAGGAAGAUGAAAGCCAAACACAUUCUUGGAGAAAUGAUCUUGAGCUGGAGUGACAACCGAGCCAGAAGCGUAGGGAAGCCGCCCGGAGCGGGAGCCAAGACGUCCAGCCCAAGGCAUCUAUCGAUACUUCCUGUCUUACAACUGAAAGCCAUGAAACGCACCAUGAUUUGUUUUCUUUUACAAAGACUGGUGAGCACUUUGUUUUGGUCGGUUCGGACUGUUGGUUUGCGUUUAUAUCACACAUUAAAAAUGAGCAAAACAGAAAACACAAUAAAAAAUAUUUUUGUAGGUAGGAAAAUGUUAAUAACUUCAUCCAUGAAGGGAAACGAAGAAAGGGGACUGUGGAUUAUAUACGUGACUUAGACAGACUGAUAAACAGGCAGAAGAACUGACUCAGUGGGGAGCCACAAAAAGCUAGCUAAGCAGCAGCAGACCUAUCUUGCCUGACAGCUUGAAACUAAAACCCUUUUCUGAACGAGAUGUACACUGUGCCCUUUCAUUGAGAAGCAAUGAGCUCUAAUGUCUUACCUUUGUCUGAAUAUUGCAAUGCAAUGAGCAAUUUUUAUCAGAGUGACUUGUUAUCAUUGUGACAUGUUGUGACAUAUUGUCUGGAGUCAUGUGUAAACUGGGAGCACGCCAGCUGACAGACUUUCCUGUUCUUCCAUGAGGAGUCAAGUCCUCUAGGGGACUGAGAGAGGGAUAAAGAGAGAUGGAGGUGUAGCUGGGCAUAGGGACCGACCCUUCAUAUUAAAGGGCCUUUUUACUAUGGUUAUCUCUGCUUGGGGAACAGGGUACAACACCAGGUAUCAAGGGAAUAAAGCUAGAUCUGGCUUUUUUUGUUGUUAAUUUGGAUUUACAGAGUUGCAUUAUUUUUUUUUCUGUGUGUGAGAAAUGUGUCUAAGUGAAAAUCCUGAGGAACAUUAUCAAUGCCAUUACUUAAAGAAGAAGCUGGCUUGGAGUCAGCUUCCACCAUUGUGCUCUUUUUUUUUUUUGUUGCUGAACGUAAUCUUCAAUUUCAUUUUGUGAGUGAGAUACUAUUCCAGGAUCCGUGCUCUCCUUCUGUUGGUGUGUGUACCAUAUGUAUUCUAGUGUGUGUUGGGAUCUGCUCUCUCCCCCACCUCCCACCAGUCAGACACAGAGGUAACCUGGAGCUAUAAAGUGGCCUAAAACACAAUAAUGGAGACAAGAACCUGCAUGGGUUUGGUUCUGGGUGAUCAAUCAUACUGGAUUCUAUCAGAGACUUGAUCAAUAACCCAACCGGACCAAAGUACCGCAAUGUUGUCCCUGGUAGGUCAGUCAAGUAGCACCACAGAUAUGUUCAUAUUGUACUUGAUAUGUUCAUAAAGUGGUAACUCCCAUCGAGUCAUCCUCAUUCUUCACAUUUGGGAAAUAAAUGUUAGAUUCCUAUUUUCUGGGCAGGUGUUUCAACUUAGCUGUGUUUAGGCUACUAGCCUUAGCCUUAUUUUGCCCUCAGUCUCUCUCAGAGCAGAGAGAGAGAGAUGGAGAGGCUAUGGUGUACUUUUGUCUUGCCAAUAAAGUUAUUUUUGAACUUCAUUAUCAGAGGGGGGAAAGAGUUUGUAUGGCGAAUUGUAGCAAUACCUGACUCAUUCUGGCUACUCUUGUUUAUUGCAAUAAGAAAAUUAAACAAUAAAUGUGUAUGUGAGUAAAACAUUAUAAAUGUAAUUUAAAUGAAAAAGAAACUUUAUGGUAAAUACUAUUGGUAUCAAGAGAAACCAUGGUGGAAAAAGUAAAUGUCAAUAAAUCAUUAAAUGAUA